CAUGCGCUCUGGAAGGAGAGACGCGAUUUAGGGGGAAGGGCAAGGGACGGGCCUUGGCCGAGGUCUCACGGAGACUGCGCGGACGGGAGCCCCACAGGAACAUGGCGACUUGCGCUGAAAUCCUGCGGAGCGAGUUCCCCGAAAUUGAUGGACAGGUCUUCGACUAUGUGACGGGCGUCUUGCACAGCGGCAGCGCGGACUUCGAAUCAGUGGAUGACCUGGUAGAAGCGGUGGGUGAACUGUUGCAGGAGGUGUCCGGGGACAGCAAGGAUGACGCGGGCAUCAGGGCCGUGUGUCAGCGCAUGUACAACACCCUGCGCCUCGCUGAGCCCCAGAGCCCCGGGAACAGCCAGGUGUUACUGGACGCCCCCAUCCAGUUGUCCAAGAUAACCGAGAACUACGGCUGCGACAUCAAACUUCCAGGACUGCUAAAGCGAGACCAGUCCUCGACUGUGAAUGCCAAGAAGCUGGAGAAGGCUGAGGCUCGGCUGAAGGCCAAGCAGGAGAAGCGCUCAGAGAAGGACACGCUAAGGACCAGCAACCCUCUGGUCUUAGAGGAGGCCUCAGCCAGCCAGGCAGGCAGCAGGAAAGAGAGCCGGUUGGAGUCAUCGGGCAAGAACAAGUCCUAUGACGUGCGCAUCGAGAACUUCGAUGUGUCUUUUGGAGAUAGGGUGCUGCUGACUGGUGCCGAUGUGAAUCUGGCGUGGGGUCGACGCUAUGGGCUGGUGGGGCGGAAUGGCCUAGGAAAGACGACGCUGCUCAAGAUGCUGGCCACACGGAGCCUGCGGGUCCCGGCCCACAUUUCCCUGCUGCACGUGGAGCAGGAGGUGGCAGGCGACGACACCCCUGCCCUGCAGAGCGUGCUGGAGAGUGACACGGUGCGAGAGGACCUCCUGCACCGUGAGCGGGAGCUCAGUGCUCAGAUUGCCUCUGGCAGGGCGGAAGGCUCAGAAGCUGCACAGCUGGUGGAAAUCUAUGCCAAAUUAGAGGAGAUUGAGGCUGACAAGGCACCUGCCAGGGCAUCUGUCAUUCUUGCUGGGCUCGGCUUCACCCCUAAAAUGCAGCGGCAGCCCACCCGGGAGUUCUCAGGUGGCUGGAGGAUGCGGCUAGCCCUGGCCCGGGCCCUGUUUGCAAGGCCAGACCUUCUGCUGUUAGAUGAACCCACCAACAUGCUGGAUGUGAGGGCUAUCCUGUGGCUGGAAAAUUACCUGCAGACAUGGCCCUCCACAAUCCUAGUCGUCUCCCACGACCGCAACUUCCUGAAUGCCAUCGCCACAGACAUCAUCCAUCUGCACAGCCAGCGCCUGGAUGGGUACCGGGGAGACUUCGAGGCCUUUAUCAAGUGCAAGCAGGAGCGGCUGCUCAACCAGCAGCGGGAAUAUGAGGCCCAGCAGCAGUACCGCCAGCACAUUCAGGUUUUCAUCGACCGGUUUCGCUACAAUGCCAACAGGGCCUCCCAAGUGCAGAGUAAGCUGAAGAUGCUGGAGAAGCUACCAGAGCUGAAGCCCGUGGACAAGGAAUCUGAGGUGGUGAUGAAGUUCCCUGAUGGAUUUGAGAAGUUCUCGCCACCUAUUCUGCAGCUUGAUGAAGUGGAUUUCUACUACGAUCCCAAGCACGUCAUCUUCAGGCGUCUCUCCGUCUCUGCGGAUCUGGAGUCCCGAAUCUGCGUGGUUGGGGAGAAUGGGGCCGGGAAGUCCACCAUGCUGAAGCUGCUUAUGGGGGACCUGACACCCGUUCAGGGCAUCCGACAUGCUCACAGGAACCUGAAGAUCGGGUACUUCAGCCAGCACCACGUGGAGCAGCUGGACCUGAAUGUCAGCGCCGUGGAACUGCUGGCCCGGAAGUUCCCUGGGCGGCCGGAGGAAGAAUACCGUCACCAGCUCGGGCGGUACGGCAUCUCGGGAGAGCUGGCCAUGCGUCCUGUUGCUAGCUUGUCUGGGGGCCAGAAGAGCCGGGUGGCCUUUGCACAGAUGACCAUGCCCUGCCCCAAUUUCUACAUUCUGGACGAACCCACAAACCACCUGGACAUGGAGACCAUCGAGGCGUUGGGCUGUGCACUCAACAAUUUCCGGGGCGGCGUGAUUCUGGUCUCCCACGACGAGCGCUUCAUCCGGCUGGUGUGCCGCGAGCUGUGGGUGUGCGAAGGAGGUGGAGUCACCCGCGUGGACGGCGGCUUUGACCAGUACCGAGCCCUUCUCCAGGAACAGUUCCGCCGGGAGGGCUUCCUCUAGGCCCCCAGCUGGAGGACUGCUUAGGACCUGCACUCCAGGCCACGAGGACCCCCCAGCUUGGGGAGGACAGCCUUAUUCCCAAACCUCCUUUAGACUGGAUCAUGCUCUGCACCGCUCUGGGAGCCCCACCGAGGGCCGAUGAGGACUGGUCUCCCAGGAAGGGCUGGGGGGGGGGGUCCUCGGGGGUCACAGGUUCCAGACUGGGCCUGAGUGGCGCUGUGCACAUUAAAUCCCCCCCAUGCGUCCUCCUGGCCUCUCCCAUGCUGCACCCCAGGGCGGCCGCACUCGCAGACAUGCGGAGGUGUUUUCCUAAGUGGGCCUCUCACAGCAUACCGCUGCAGUGCCAGCCUGGCCCCUGGCUGUGGUGGCGUCCAGAUGCCUGUGCACCCCUGGGGUGGACCGAGCUGGGUGGGGGUGCAGUGUGCUCCCCCCGCCCGGCCCCGCCUCGCCUCAGGGAAGAGGUCUUGGCCCCACUGCCUGGGAAGCACAGCUAGUCUGCAGGCUGCCCUCGGUGGGAUGGCUCCAGCCGGUUCCAGGUUUCAGUGGCCUCUGCCCAGCCCCCGCUGCCUCUCAGCCGAAUGUCUGCUCUCCUCUGGUGGCCUCGAAGAUGAUCCUGGGAUGCGGGGAAAUCUGAACACUUUGCUUUCCAGUUGAGCACUGUCAGAGGAAGAGCAGGUGUUUAAUGGAGAGAAUGAUUUAUAAAUACCGUUUCUGGAGGGCUCA
Echinops telfairi (small Madagascar hedgehog) is the source of this 2954-nucleotide messenger RNA. RefSeq names its product ATP binding cassette subfamily F member 3 (gene ABCF3). NCBI's taxonomy places the organism in Eukaryota, Metazoa, Chordata, Mammalia, Afrosoricida, Tenrecidae. The record is from RefSeq and is a predicted model, not a curated record. Gene Ontology annotation, molecular function: ATP hydrolysis activity; ATP binding. The coding region runs from base 102 to 2231 and encodes 709 amino acids. The transcript has 21 exons.